AUGGCUUUCGCCGCCGACAACGCUCAACUAAAGGGUAUGUUUCCCGACUUACCGUCACGAAGCUCGAGCCGAUCGUCCCAGAGCACCAGUAUUCCUACGGUAGCUGUCACACCCACGUAUAAGGCCACUUUCAACACGUCGUGGAUAGUCCCCCCCGGUACUUCCAAUCACGAGUCCUCGUCUACAGAUCAGCAUGGCGCGACGAAAGUGAGUGACCGCGGCCCACCGUCGCUGGGGCAUGAAGAGAAGAGGAGGAACAGCCCAACAUUGGCGGCACCGGCAGGAAUCCCUAGGUUGCCUCCGAGCGAGCUGGGACCCGGAGCUUCUGAUCCUGAUCCAGCAUCCUCUGAAAUACUCCGUCAAGUACCAGUCUCACCCUCCCGUGCUGAGUCCGUCGUCCCUUUGCCAAACUUGGUUGAGAUCAGCAGCACCCAGACUCCACAAGCGAAUGACCAUGCUACUGCAGAUGGAAAAAAUGGAGAGAAGCGAUCCUCAAAACGAUUCAGGGACAUCUUUAUACCAUCCGGUAAUGACGCAGGCCGGGUCACACCCACGACUUCCGCCUCCACACCGACGACUCCUCGAUACAAAGCAAUCUUUUCAAAGCACAUAUUCUCAUCAGAGCCACAUGAAGCAGCGGGAAAAAAGCCAAAGGGAAGGGCGAAGAUUUGGUCUGCCUUGAUGCAUCAAAAGUCACCGCGGCCAAGCACAUCACCUUCGGCAGCUACAGACCUUAACUCAGUGGCUGGGGGGGCAUCCGAUCUAGUUAUGCCUCAGACAGCCACAUCAGAGACAUCCUUACACGGGACACAGCCAGGCCGGCCCUCAAAUUAUAAUCCAUCUUUCGAAUCUGUCGAUCCUGGUUCCGAUUCCUCGCACGGAUUCAUUCGCGGUCCUCCUUACGUCGACGCCGCUCCUUUAGGCCCCGACAUGCGUCAACCGCCAGAACAAUCAAACUUUAAAGGAUUUGUGGCCUCCGAUGCACCUCCCUGGGCGAGAAUGGCAUCUUUCCGCGACUCGCCUCUGUCGCACAGGUCUCUGUUCAAGACUUCUCCUGGGAGUGUCAUGUCUGCCAGCACGUUUGCUGAAGGAGACGUACCUGCAAGAAACCCACACAUAUUCCAAUCGUACUCUCCACAAACUGGCGGAGCUCAUAUUUCGGCCAUGGAAAGUGGGAAGCCGUGA
This is a messenger RNA of Fonsecaea nubica, 1185 nucleotides long. RefSeq names its product sh3 domain containing protein. The transcript has a single exon. The record is from RefSeq and is a predicted model, not a curated record. Bases 1 to 1185 code for a protein of 394 amino acids. Lineage: Eukaryota; Fungi; Ascomycota; Eurotiomycetes; Chaetothyriales; Herpotrichiellaceae.